CGGCUGAGCGAUGACGAUGGAAUGUCCACUGAACAUCGCGAACGUCCGCUCGUUAGCUUGCCUCGCGGAACCGGGUAUCAACGGCCAUAUCCCCGCUCCCGUUCUUACCACACAUCUUACGACCCGAGCGCGCAAAGAGCUCUGUGAACUUGAACGGAAGCAUGCGCUCACACAACUCGAUUGCAAACAAUCUUUCCGGUAAAACCGUGUUGAUCACUGGGGCCUCUUCCGGAAUCGGUCGCAGUACUGCACUCGAGUUCGCUCGUUCAUCACCACAAGAUCUGAAGCUUAUUGUUACAGCGCGAAGGGUCGGCCGACUCCAUGAGCUCGCCACAGAGAUAAAGAAUGAAACUGGCGAUGGCGUGAAGGUUUUCGUGAUGGAACUUGAUGUCUCAAGACCGGAAGAGAUCGAGGCGAUGUUUGGAGAGCAAGGACUACCAGACGAGUUCCGCGACGUGGAUGUGCUGGUCAAUAAUGCAGGCUUCAUGUCAGGCGUCGAACAAGCACCCGACAUACCAACACACGUAAUUCAGGAUGUAUGGGCAACGAAUGUGCAAGGUGUAAUCAACAUGACGCAAGCAGUGAUGAAGAUAUUCAAGAGGCGACCAGACGGCGGCAAGGGCGAUGUUGUGAUGUUAGGAAGUAUUGCUGGGCGAGAGGCUUAUGUUGGUGGAUCGAUAUACUGCGCUAGUAAAGCAGCGAUUCGGGCCUUCACUGAUGCUUUGAGGAAAGAGUCGAUCAGCACACGUAUCCGAAUCAUAACAGUAGAUCCGGGGCAAGUCUUGACAGAGUUCAACGACAUCCGGCAUCGCUUUGACAAAGAGAAAGCAGAUAAGGUCUAUGCCGGUUGCGAUCCACUCACUCCAGAUGACGUUGCUGAACUCAUAGUAUUUGCAUCCAGUAGACGGGAGAAUGUCGUCGUUGCAGACAUGCUCGUGUUCCCGAAUCACCAGGCUUCGGCAAUACACGUCCAUAGAAGCCUAUAAGAGUGGGGCUCAGCUCUUCAGCUCUUUCGACGUGAGUAAGGCCCACUGCGAUGGAUUCGAGGGCGACUAUGACGAGCAUUGUAUGGAGGGCAACUGUUGUACUGAGUAUGGCAGGAUGUGAAGUCGUUACGGGCUGAAGAGCUUCGUUGGCUGCUUUUACUCCAACCUUGGAAGUAAAGACGACAAGAAUUCGUGCCUACUGCACGUUUUCGCAAGAGUUCGGGUCUGGAAGAACUGGCUAGUCCAGCUUCACAUGAUCGCGGCGAAGCAUAGGGCGAGAAUAAUUCUCAUUUGCACAGCAUCAGUGAAAGCUCAGCCCGGGCUGGACAGG
Alternaria alternata is the source of this 1317-nucleotide messenger RNA. RefSeq names its product NAD(P)-binding protein. The record is from RefSeq and is a predicted model, not a curated record. Bases 162 to 986 code for a protein of 274 amino acids. The transcript has 6 exons. Gene Ontology annotation, cellular component: cytosol. Gene Ontology annotation, molecular function: oxidoreductase activity. NCBI's taxonomy places the organism in Eukaryota, Fungi, Ascomycota, Dothideomycetes, Pleosporales, Pleosporaceae.